CUCGUGUGCAACACACAUAGCGUUCGCUAAACGUCGAUAUAGGUGUAUUACAGCUGUUGUACCUAAGCCGUGUGAUUUUUUUUUUUCCAUUGUCGAUUCGUCGUACGUCACGUGCAGUUGAAAUAGUGCCGAUGUAGUUCCCUGGUCGCCCUCGUGUGAGUUUUUGUUAAAAGAAAAAUCGCAUUUUCCUGCGAGUCCGGCCCGGCGGCGACGCCAGAGAGAAUAAUAUGAAAACAACGUUUGUGGCCGUCCGAACGCGUCGCAUUCGCAUACCGAACCGUUGUGAUUGAUUCGAAAAAAUAGGUAUGGUGACCACCGGCUAGCAAUGGUGCCCAGGUUAAUAUUGGUGUGCGGCCUAUUGUCGGCCAUCGCUGUGGACUUGGCGUGGUCGGCCAGCGGUCCGGUCGUCCAACAAUGUCCCACGCACGGCGAAAUAGCGCCGUGCGUGUGUACGGUGAAAAAGAACGGCGGCCUAGACAUACUGUGCGAGUUCACAGACUUGCAGCACAUAUCCAAAACGAUGGCGGUACUCAAGGGAAAACCGUCAUUGGUGAUUUUCUACCUGAAGCUCCGACACAACAACCUGCCCAAGCUCCAAGGUUUCGUUUUCCUCGGUAUGGACAUCAGACACUUGACCAUACACAACAGCACACUGGCCGUUGUCGAGGAAUCGUCGUUAAGCUCUAUAGGUAAAGCCCUUACUCAACUGGAUUUAUCUCAAAAUUCGCUCAGCAGUGUACCGACACCAGCACUUAAGAGUUUAGACCGUUUACUUAUAUUCAAUUUGAAUCACAACAAAAUCAGUGCCAUCCACACAAACGCAUUCGAGGGUAUGAGUACGCUGGAGAUUCUGACGUUGUAUGAAAACCGGCUUACAAAUAUCGAACCUAAUGCAUUUGCCGGCACGGAAAAGAAACUGAAACGAUUGAAUAUUGGAGGCAACGAAUUAAGUAGAGUACCGACGGACGCUCUGCAGACAAUGGACAACCUAAAGAAACUAGAAAUGCAAGAAAACAAAAUAACAUCAAUUAACGAAGGCGAUUUUGUAGGUUUAAAAACGUUGGAUAUGCUAAUAUUGGCGCAUAACUAUAUCAAACACAUCCCGGCUAAAGUGUUCCGCCAUUUGCCUCUAUUGAACUCGUUGGAGUUGGAUGGAAAUCAAAUAUCGCACAUCGACGAAGAAGCUUUUUACGGUUUAGAAGAGAACCUUCAGUAUUUGAGAUUGGGCGACAACAAUUUGCACGUGAUACCGAGUGACUCGCUUCGUCGAUUGCACAGACUCAGACACUUGGAUCUCAGAGCCAACAACAUAUCAUCCAUUGCCGACGACGCGUUCACCGGUUUCGGGGAUUCAAUUACUUUUUUGAACUUGCAGAAAAACGACAUCAAAACAUUACCGACCAUGUCUUUUGAGAACUUGAAUUCGUUGGAAAUCCUUAAUCUCCAGAAUAAUAAACUGGCGCGCGUACCGGAAGAAACGCUAGAGGCCAUAGUCGACACGGCUACUGUUAUUGAUCUAAUGGAUAACCCUUUGGUAUGCGAUUGCGAUCUGCGGUGGUACAAAGACUGGCUUUUAAGCCUCAAGUUAAGAGAUGACGACGAUAUUAUCCAAAAGAAGCAUAUACUUUGUUACAUGGAAUCCGAACACAGAGAAUACAGCAUCACCAACAUGCCAUUAAAAAACUGCGUGGGCAAAGAGAAUUCGUCAUCUUCGAAGGGCUCUGGCGUCAAGGCCGAAUUGUCCUGCGUUUUGAUCUUCAUCGUCCUGGCGAAUCUUCGGUUCAAAUAAACGUCCACCACAGACAACCAGCCAUCUUCGGUGUAAAGCGAUUUACACUGGCAACACAAACAGCUUACAAUUAGGUAGGUGCGUUUUUGCGUUGUAGAAUUUUGUAAGCCCAGCAAGCGUCUGUCAAGUGACCAAAACAGUUGCCAACGACUUGCGAGCAAACAAAAUAAACGGAUCGUGAAGGCCGUUUGGAAAUGUUUCAAAAUGUUCGCUUAAUUCGGUAUUGACCUUUGCCAAAAUCUACAAAAUUAUACAACGCGAAAACGCACCUAUACUAAUUUAUAUAAUAUAUUAAAAAAAACAAUACAUAUCACCUCUCUGGUUUUGCAUCGGAGACAAAGAGCAAACAAUGGCAUAUCACAAAAUUCUAACGAUUUUUUUCACACCCACAUGGAAAGCAGAGCUGGUAAACUUUUCCCAGACAAAACCCCGUCGACUAAACACAAACACAUUGUGUUUAACCGACGGGUUGCCGUACGGUUAGGGUUUAAUUUUUAAUAACACCGUUAAUACAGUGUUAGUAUUUUAACACUAUACAUAUUACUACUAUUCAAUAUUAUUGUCUUGUAGCGUUCGCUUAUAGCCAGUCGGUGUAAAGCACGCCACUGAUAUAGCCGACCCUCAUCGAAUACAUAUCGUUAAUGCAUAUCCAAAGGUCCAGAGCGACCAUUUACAUAUUAACAUAUCUAUUAUUAUUAUUAAUACAUAACUGUUAGAGCAUAGCGUAGUUAAUGAUAUUAGCAUUAGGGACAAUACCCUUGUAGAGUAUCUAUACAUAAGCCAUCAUCAUUAGGACUCCCAGCCAUUAUUAUUUAUUAGCACACUACUUUAUAUGUAACUUGAAAUUCCAAAAUGAAUAUGAACAGUAGAUUAGAUUUUUUUUUUUGAUUAUUCUAACUACCAUGGGCGUUUCAUCGAGUAACGUUUUGUUCACACAAAAUGUUGGUCGUGUUCGGUCACACAUUCGUUUCAAUGCCAUCCAGUAGCACUUUAUAUUCGGACUUAAGACUGACACUAGAAUAAAACAAAUACAAUUAUUGUGGGUUCUUCUGUCACGGUUCUUUUUGUUGUCUUAAAUUGUUUAGAAAUAAUUUUUUAAAAAAUCUGCCGGAAUCAUUGGUUGUGUGCCAAUAUAGAUAAAUAAUAUUAAUAAAACCAAGUUCAGCCAACAAACAAUGACCACCCUCGUUUAAACGUUCCGGAAUAAUUAUUAACCUAAGCAGGCGAAGUCAAGGGCCUAAAACGAUUCCAAUCGUCUUGACCCAAGCGCAAUUAUGUCGGUCCUAAGUCCGAAUAUUCAUUUAAAUUAGCACAGAACAGUCGUACUCGCACCGGACGGACAAAAUCCCAAUUACAGUUAAAAACUUAAAGCGUCGCAGUAACCUACUUUGCUAAGCUUUCACUGGUAUGUUAAUCUAUGGAAAUUACGAUGGUUAAACGCUUAGCAACAGCUUGGGAGUACGUUCAACAAACAUGCAUCUUAAAAGCGUCCAUUCCCAACAGGGACGGACCCCACCACUGACCUACUGUCUUACAAAGCUUACGGGGCCUUUUUCGACGAAGGUUAUAGAUUGCUACUAAUUCAAUAGUUCAACUUGAAAUUGACGUCAAAUAUGUCCACCGGAAAAAGAUAUGUUUAACCCUUGAUUGGUCGCACUUUUAAAUGGGCCUAUUAGAAACCCCUCCGAAAGGCAUUUUUUUUUUUUUUACUAUUACCUUAUCACCUCCCCGCGCCACAACGCUGCACCGUGAAUUGGCUAGAAUUUGCAUGAUGUUAUAUUAUUACUUAUAGAUAUAUAUAUAUAUAACGUUUUUGGCGCACGCUAGACGUUUGUCGUCGUUUUCAAUAAUAUUAAUUAUUUUAUAAUAUAAAAUUAUUUUAAGCUUAAAAUAAAACCAUUCGCAAUACAUAUCUUAACGGAAUCACGUGCGACCUUUCGGCUCUUCGCCGGAUCCGAGAUUCGGACCGUGAAGUUUUUCAAAAAAAACUUAUCCUAAAACGAGUCCAUCCCGUUUUUUUUUUUAUGAUUCUAUACAAUCAUCAAUAUAGAACAAAACAAUAUCAAGUGUGUGUGUGUCGUGUCCAAAGGUCGUUAUCGAAAAUUUCCGGUCGUGGGUCGGUAGUCUGGCGAAGAACAACCGAAAUGCACGUGAUUUCAACUAAUUUUAUAUAAAUAAAAAAAAAAACAUAUUUAAAUUUAUUAAUAUUUAUUAUAAUAUUUGUGUGUGUGAUUUACUAGUUAUUAUUGUUAUCAAUACUAUUAUACAAGUAUAUAUCAUUAUUCGUAAGCCUCCAAGAGAAUGUUAUUGAUACGUGUAAUAUUAUAACGGGCACCUAAUACGCAAACAUUGCUUUUAUUGUCCGUACACUAUUAUUACCUAUCUAAUAUAAUAUUUUAUCGAAUACAUAUCCGGAAAACGCAUAUCUCGAUUUUUGUCGACUAUAAGUGUAAUUCGUUUUUUUUUUUUUUUUUAAUGCAAUUUAACUAGGAUGAAGUGAGGUAAUCGCACCCAAACAGGGCAAGUGCAAACGUUACGUUAUUCCAAAAUGCUAAAUAAAAUUAUAAAAAAAAUGGUUUUGACUACCCGGUAUUAUAACUUGAUACAAAUAUUUUUCAUGAUUUAUAAGUGAAAUUGUUUAAUUCUAUUAAAUUGCGAUCGCCCCCACUUCAUCCAAUAAGAUAUUAUUGAUAUUUACAUAAUAUGUAUUUAUAUUAUAAACCAUAUCAUUAAGCUAUAUUAUACCACCUACAUAGUAAUAUAUUAUAUUAACAUUACGGUAAUAUUAUUUUAAAGUAUCUAAUCAUAACUAUUGUAUUUUCUUAUUAUAAUAUUACUAAUAUUAAUAUUAUCAUACUACAUAUCGUCGUGUCGUUUUAACUAUUAGAUGUGUUUUUAGCAUAGU
Messenger RNA from Adelges cooleyi (spruce gall adelgid), 4694 nucleotides. Its product is annotated as leucine-rich repeats and immunoglobulin-like domains protein 2. The record is from RefSeq and is a predicted model, not a curated record. The transcript is spliced from 9 exons. Gene Ontology annotation, molecular function: protein binding. Lineage: Eukaryota; Metazoa; Arthropoda; Insecta; Hemiptera; Adelgidae. Bases 326 to 1789 code for a protein of 487 amino acids.